AUGGAGGAAGUACCACAACCACAGACCUCUCCCUUGCUGGCUGAUUCUGCUCAACCUCAAGAUGCCGCUCAGGAUAUCAAUCCAUGGAGCGUUAGCGGUGCCGUUGUCGACGGAAAGCUGAAGGAGAUUGACUACAAUCGACUCGUCCAAACUUUUGGAACAAAAUUGAUCUCCACCGACCUCCUGGAGCGCUUCGAGCGAGUGACAGGCCAUCCGGUGCAUCCUUUCCUUCGGCGAAAUCUCGUCUUCAGCCAUAGGGACCUUGACUGGAUUCUUAGUCGGCAUGAGAAGGGCGAGCCCUUUUUCUUGUACACCGGUCGGGGACCUAGUAGCGAUAGCAUGCACCUGGGCCAUAUGGUUCCCUUCACAUUUACCAAGUGGCUGCAAGAUGUUUUUGAUGUGCCUCUGGUCAUCAUGAUGACCGACGACGAGAAAAUCAUCUUCGGCAAAAAAGCUCACACUUUGGAGGAGAUGCGAGCAUUCACCCGGCAAAAUGCCAAAGACAUUUUGGCCGUAGGUUUCGACCUGAAAAAGACAUUCUUAUUCAGUGACUUCGACUUCAUGGGCAAAGCUUUCUACGAAAAUGUGGUGCAGAUAUCUCGCCUCAUCACGUACAAUACGAGUAAAGCAGUCUUUGGCUUCAAUGACAGUGAUAACAUUGGCAAAUCUCACUACGUUGCAGUACAAUCAGCUACAGCCUUUGCAACCACUUUCCCUCACAUCUUCGGACCGGACCAGAAAAAAAACGCCAAAAUCCCCUCUCUCAUCCCAUGCGCGAUCGAUCAAGAUCCCUAUUUCCGCGUCUGUCGCGAUGUAGCACCGCGUCUCGAUUACUGCAAACCGGCAUUGAUCCACGCUAAAUUCUUCCCGGCACUACAAGGCCCUGGAUCCAAAAUGAGUGCUUCCAUUGAUUCCAGCGCCAUUUUCAUGAAUGACACCCUGAAGCAAAUUGAGAAGAAAAUUAAUAAGUAUGCAUUUUCUGGUGGUCGUGACACAUUGGAGGAGCAACGUCGAUUGGGUGGUAAUCCAGACGUGGACGUUUCCUAUCAAUAUCUCAGUUUCUUCUCCGAUGAUGAUGAGGAACUCGAGCAGAUCCGGACUGGCUACGUGAAAGGAGAGCUUCUCACGGGCGAAUUGAAGAAGAAAUGCAUCGUCAAGCUGCAAGAAUUUGUGAAGGCGUAUCAAGCUCGUCGUGCAACAAUUACGGAUGAGCUGCUUGAUGAGUUUAUGAAGGUGCGGCCUCUUGUGUGGCAUCAGGGUGGAAGAAAUUCGUGUAGAUGA
Molecule: messenger RNA, 1281 nt
Organism: Venustampulla echinocandica
Lineage: Eukaryota; Fungi; Ascomycota; Leotiomycetes; Helotiales; Pleuroascaceae
Exons: 4
Coding region: 1-1281 (426 amino acids)
Biological process (GO): tryptophanyl-tRNA aminoacylation
Cellular component (GO): cytoplasm
Molecular function (GO): tryptophan-tRNA ligase activity; ATP binding
Source: RefSeq, a predicted model, not a curated record